UCUCAAGCAGCAGACAUUUUAGCAUGUGUAGCUGGUCAUAAAAGAUUUCAGAAAUUUCAGCUGCCAUUUCUGCCUCAGAGGUAAUAAAGGUGCUUUUAGGAAGGCAGCAAAAGUGAGUGUGAUACCUGGUUUGAGAGAGAGGAAUGACAGCAACUCAUAUUGUUUCUUCUGAUGUUUGCCAAUUUGUUAGUAAAAAUGAAACUUGGGAAGAAGGAAAGAAAUAUCUUUUGAUGUUUGGUUGGCUGGGAAGUCUUAUGACAGAGCUUGGAGCUGCCUCUCCGUGCAAGAAGUCACAGCUGUCUCCCUCCUGAGAAGAAAUCACUCAGUGAAUGAGGAUACAGGAUCUUGCAGAGUGUAUGUGACUGCAUUAAUUUGACAAAGGCAAUGAGUCUGCAUGGAAACAGGCACCAAGCGUUGCAGACAUGCAGCCGCUAACCUGCCCUGUGCAUCAUCUCUUUCCUUCUCUUGAACUGACGGGAAAGAAAUGAAAAGCCAGAGAAAGGAGGCAGGUGCAGGCUGCUGCUCAGCUGUCGCUUUGCGUGCGGCCUCGGUGCCUUCCACCGCCCUGCGCAGCAGCGCGGCAGGCAGGGGUGGCCUCCCGAGCCCGCGGUCCCGGCCGGGAAUGGAGCAGCUACCCCGGACACUGCGCUGCUUCGCACCGCCUGUCUCCCGGGCGGCGCCUCCUUCUCCCUCCUCUACCUAAGCGCUCGGGGAGACUUCGCGAGGUGAAGAGCGUGGUUUGUGGCUGUCGGGGUGGGGGGGCUUGUUUGUUUCCUGCCCCAUCGCAUUUUUAUGAUCGCAAGGAGGAAGGAGCCUUCAGGUCACCCGGAGAACUGCUCGUCCGGCAGCCCGCAAACAAGGGCUCCUUUGAUUGCCAGCAGCUUCGCUCUGCGGCGGCAGCGGCCGGCAGCCGGCGCGGGGAGCGCGGAGCGCCCUGGGCUUUGAUGUCCCGGCGAUGCCGGCGCCCCGCGCCCCUGCUGCUGCCCGCGGGCGGGCCGGGCGCUGAGCCCCGCCGGCGGCCGCCCGGCGCCCCCCCAGCCUAAGCCUGCGCGCCGCCUUCCCCCGGGACCCGCGGGCGCUGCCCCGCCGGCUCGGGGCGCCCCGCGCCGCCUCCGCCCGGCGCUGCUCGGGGAUGCGUUUGGCGGCCCCGGGGCCGGACCCCUCCGAGCGCCAGCCGACGCUGGGUUAUGGGCAAGUCGGAAAGCCAGAUGGAUAUAACUGAAAUGAAUACUCCAAAACCAAAGAAGAAACUGCGAUGGAGUGCCCUGGAAAUAGGGCUAGCUGUUGUAGUGACUCUGCUAGCCAUUGUAGCAAUCACAAUGAUAGUUCUUUAUGCAACAUAUGAUGAUGGGGUUUGCAAAACAUCAGACUGUAUAAAAUCAGCAGCCCGAAUCCUUGAGAACAUGGACACCACUGCAGAACCUUGUAAUGAUUUCUACCAAUAUGCCUGUGGAGGAUGGCUUAAGAGGAACGUCAUUCCAGAAACCAGCUCCCGUUAUAGUAACUUUGACAUUUUAAGAGAUGAACUAGAAGUUGUUUUAAAAGAUGUCCUUGCCACACCAAGAAGUAAUGAUAUCAUAGCAGUGCAGAAGGCAAAAACUCUGUAUAGAUCAUGCAUAAAUGAAACUACCAUUGAUAGCAGAGGUGGAGGGCCUUUAAUUAGUUUGUUACCAAAUGUAUCUGACUGGCCUGUAGCAACAACUAACUGGGAUUCUUCCUAUGGUACUACUUGGACAGCUGAGACAGCUAUUGCACAGCUGAACUCCAGAUAUGGAAAAAAGGUCCUUAUUAAUUUUUUUGUUGGCACAGAUGAUAAAAAUUCCACAGCACAUAUCAUUCAUAUUGAUCAGCCUGGGCUUGGCCUGCCUUCUCGUGACUACUAUGACUGCACUGGUGCAUACAAAGAGGCAUGUUCUGCCUAUGUUGAUUUCAUGAUUUCUGUAGCUAAACUAAUCCUACAAGAAAGAAAUAUUUCUUUCAAUGAGAAUGAGAUUGCUGCACAGAUGAGAAGAGUUAUGGACCUGGAGAAAGAGAUUGCCAAUGCAACAACAAAAUCAGAAGACAGAAAUGAUCCACUUUUGUUGUACAAUAAAAUGACCUUGGCACAACUCCAGAACAACUUCUCAUUGGAAAUCAAUCAUAAGGUAUUCAACUGGUCAAAAUUCAUAAAUGAUAUAAUGUCAACUGUACAAAUUAAUGUUGAGAACACUGAACAUGUCAUUGUUUAUGACCCAGAAUACCUUAUCAAGCUGAAGUCUGUUCUUAGUAAAUACACUCCCAGAGACCUUCAAAAUUACAUGAUCUGGCGAUUCGUAAUGGAUCUUGUCAACAGCCUAAGUCGUAACUACAAGGAUACAAGGAAUGCUUUUCGUAAGGCACUUUAUGGCACAACAUCAGAAACUGCUGUUUGGCGUCGCUGUGCAAACUAUGUCAAUGGCAACAUGGAGAAUGCAGUGGGACGACUAUACGUAGAGGAAGCAUUUGCUGGAGACAGCAAACAUGUGGUUGAGGAAAUGAUUGCAGAUAUACGUGAUGUUUUUAUAAAAACCUUAUAUGAACUUACUUGGAUGGAUGCAGAAACCAAAAAGAAAGCAGAAAAAAAAGCAACAGCAAUCAGAGAGAGGAUUGGUUAUCCAGAUGAGAUCGUGACUGACGACAAUAAGCUCAACAGUGAGUACCAGGAGUUGAACUACAAAGAAGAAGAAUACUUCGAAAAUAUUAUUCAAAAUCUAGUAUUUACCCAGAAGAAGAGGUUGAAAAAGCUUAGAGAAAAGGUGGACAAAGAGGAGUGGAUAAGUGGAGCUGCUGUGGUCAAUGCCUUUUAUUCAGCAAGUAGAAAUCAGAUAGUCUUCCCCGCCGGCAUUCUGCAGCCCCCUUUCUUCAGUGCAUCCCAGCCCAAAUCUCUGAAUUACGGUGGCAUAGGCAUGGUCAUCGGUCAUGAAAUCACACAUGGUUUUGAUGACAAUGGCAGAAAUUUUAAUGAGAACGGAGACCUUGUAGACUGGUGGACUGAAGAAUCGGCCCGCAGUUUUAAGGAGCUAUCCCAGUGUAUGGUGUACCAGUAUGGAAACUUUUCAUGGGACCUAGCAGGUGGACAGCAUCUGAGUGGAAUCAACACACUAGGAGAAAACAUUGCUGAUAAUGGGGGUGUUAGACAAGCAUAUAAGGCCUAUGAAAACUUUGUGAAAAAGCAUGGAAAAGAAAAACUUCUUCCUGGUCUUGAAAUGAACCAUAAACAGCUGUUUUUUCUGAACUUCGCACAGGUAUGGUGUGGAACAUACAGACCAGAAUAUGCUGUGAACUCCAUCAAAACUGACGUGCACAGCCCAGGCAAAUUCAGGGUCAUAGGAUCAUUGCAAAACUCUCCGGAGUUCUCUGAAGCCUUUUCAUGCACCAAGACAAACUACAUGGAUCCUGCUAAGAAGUGCCAAGUUUGGUGAUGGAGCUGUAAACCUUGCAUCUCAAGAAGCUUUCCAGAAAAAAAGAGAAAUUUUGAAGAAAUUUUGAGAAGGGGAGGAAGGAGGAAAACUGAGGGGAAUAUGCCAGAGUAGUCACUGUAAUUCUUAGUAAACAGGCAAAAACAUACAAACAAAAAGAUCACACAUCAAAACAUGCAAUGAAGGACGAACGCCCAUGCAGCAGUGAGCUGCCCUAGCUGAUCAGCUGCUUUUCCUGUCACUGAACCCUGUAGAACCUAAAUCAUUUGACGAUGUACAGUAACACAUCCCUUGUAAUUAAUCCUGUUUCCCAAUGGCUUUUUGGAUUUAUUUUUAAAUGUCAAAGCAUAACACAUUAUUGCCCACUGGGCGGCGAAUGCAUAUUUCUGAUCAAGUGGAGGAAUGAAAUGCUAAGUGACCCACAGUUUUAGACAUCAUAACAUGAUAAUGAGACAACAGUUUAUUCCUUAAGUGUCAGACUUUGUACCCUCAGCUGUUAUGAUAAAUCUGUUCUACCAAAUGUUUUCAUUUUCACUUGAAACCAUUUAUACAAGAGGAGUCCAAAGACCUGCUGUAAUUAAGUAACUUCUCACUAAUUAUUCCAUGUGUGUUACCUGAAGUCACUAUUUACAACAGUUUAUUUACUGCUUUCCAGCCAAACUGAAACUGUAGGUAAUUUAUUAAUUUUUGAACAUAUAAUCUGUAAGAUUGUGAUCAAAGACCCUUUCACAGUUUUCUAAGCUUUUUCUUGCUUUCUCUGAAGUUGGUCUUUUUUAAAGUUUCUAGUAAUGUAUAAAUCAUAGUUUUUAUAUUUAAAUCUGAGCUACACUUUUGAAGUAUUGUAAUAUAUUUUAACAGUGGCUGCAUAGAACUGGGGAAUUUGAGUAAAGCAUGGUAUCAGACAAUAAGAUAAAGUCUACAAAACUGAGCUCUGCACUGGGAGCACACUAAUAUUCAAGUUUUCUGAUUUUCCCAGAGUUUAGGGUCUGAUCCUGCACAUAAUUUGUACACGUUCUGAUCUAUGUCAGUCCUCACAUCAGUAAAGCUGCACAGCUGAUUGCAAGAAUCAGAAGGAGCUUUAAGAAGGUAAAAGGCUUUAAAUCUGCAAUGAUAUGUAUUAAACAUCCUCAUGCAGAUUGCAAAGGAACUUACUGCUUUGUAUAUCAAAGCAAACAUUUUCAAAAAUAAGUACCAGAUACCUCAGAUGACUGCUACAAUAGGUAUAUUUAAAAACCUAUGUUCCUUUUAGCUUUCCAAGUUUGUCAUCUGAUAAAAACAUUUUGAUAAUAAACUGAAAUUAUGAGCCAAAUGCAAUGUGUGUUCU
Falco peregrinus (peregrine falcon) is the source of this 4761-nucleotide messenger RNA. It is a transcript of the gene MME, whose product is annotated as membrane metalloendopeptidase. Gene Ontology annotation, biological process: amyloid-beta clearance; protein processing. The record is from RefSeq and is a predicted model, not a curated record. Gene Ontology annotation, molecular function: metalloendopeptidase activity. Lineage: Eukaryota; Metazoa; Chordata; Aves; Falconiformes; Falconidae. The transcript is spliced from 23 exons. The coding region runs from base 1188 to 3440 and encodes 750 amino acids. Gene Ontology annotation, cellular component: plasma membrane.